Molecule: messenger RNA, 979 nt
Organism: Hordeum vulgare subsp. vulgare (domesticated barley)
Lineage: Eukaryota; Viridiplantae; Streptophyta; Magnoliopsida; Poales; Poaceae
Exons: 6
Coding region: 15-854 (279 amino acids)
Source: RefSeq, a predicted model, not a curated record
AAUUCCUUGUAACAAUGGGAUUUGUUGUUGUGUCGGUAUUACUAUGCUUUUCAUUCAUACCUUUCUACCUCACCUUGGUUGAAUCGAUAGAUAUAGAUGGCAAUCAUGAAAAGAACACCUUAAGACCUGAAACUUUCCAGUCUCCUUGGAGAGUCAAUAUCACGGAUGAAGGCACCAACAUUGUUUCUCAUUAUGCAAUGUGGCACACAGAUCCAGGAAAGUUUUAUGGCCUCCGAGCUGAAAUGAGUAUAUGGGCUUCACCAAAUCAAGAAAACUCUCAAGAAUCUGGAGCAUCCUUACAAAUUUAUUGUCAAGAUGGAGAAAAGUACAACUUAAUUCAAGACGGAUUUCACGUAUCUCCCUCUUUGUACCAUAACAAAGAUAUUCGAUUCUUUACAUAUUGGACUAAAGACUUGAAAUCAAGGGGGUGUUACAACUCGCAGUGCACGGGUUUUGUGCCUGCAAGUGGAGCUGAAUUGGUGCCUGGGCAAGCCAUUGCUCCUCCAUCCAUUUAUGGAAAACAAGACCACUACAUUAGGCUUAGUGUCAACAAGGAUCCACAUUCUGGAGAUUGGGUGAUAUAUCGUCAUGAUUUAGAAAAACCAUCAUUCUUGGGGCAUUUUCCGGAGGAGCUUUGCCUUGGAACCACGCGUAUACAAGCAGCGACUGGAUUUGUGAAUUACUUGAAGAAUGCACGUGGUCCUCCUAUGGGUAGCGGCAACUUUCCGAAUGACGACGAUAAGAAAUCAGCCUACUUUAGGCGUGUUAAGUUCUACAACUCCAAGGGCCAAGCUUUCGACCCCUUUAACACUCAGAUGGUCCGUUUAGUUGAUAGGCCAGAUUCUAUAAUGUAGAUGAUUUCCUUCUUGAAUUUAAGGAGGGUUAUUCAUUCCACUAUGGUGGACCAAGUGGUUGUAUUGGCUGACAACAUAAUUCAUAUUACUUCUUGGGGUUCAAUAAAUAGAAAGUAUGUUCUUCA